GUCGUAUUUUCAGUGAAGUAGUAAAUAUGGCCGAAAACGAUUCGGAGGGUCAUACAAGAGAUUAUGAAAGGAAUAAUAUGAUUCCUUCAGGACCACGCACAGUAACAAUUACAAAAUCAGAAACAGGAUUUGGUUUCAAUGUUCGCGGCCAGGUUAGUGAAGGAGGUCAAUUGCGAAGCAUAAAUGGAGAACUCUAUGCUCCAUUACAACAUGUUAGUGCAGUUUUGGAUGGUGGAGCUGCAGAAAAAGCUGGGGUCAAAAAAGGAGACAGAAUUUUGGAAGUAAAUAAUGUGAAUGUGGAGGGUGCGACCCAUAAGCAAGUGGUGGAUCUCAUAAAAUCAGGAGGAGAUACUCUCUCUCUGACCGUUAUCUCUGUCACUCCUCAGGAGGCUCAGCGUUUAGAACCUAUUGAGGACCAGGCCAACUAUAACUAUAUAGACUACAGUGAAAAAAGAUCUCUACCUAUAUCUGUACCUGACUACCAUUAUUUAGAGAAGACAGGGGAAAAAUAUGUGGUUUUCAACAUAUACAUGGCGGGUAGACAUUUAUGCUCCAGGCGAUAUCGAGAAUUUUCCAAUCUACACAUGAAUUUGAAAAAGGAAUUUUCCGGCUUCAAUUUUCCCAAGCUGCCUGGAAAAUGGCCGUUCACGCUAAGCGAGCAGCAACUCGAUUCUAGACGCAGGGGAUUGGAACAGUAUUUGGAGAAAGUUUGCGCCGUUCGGGUGAUCGCUGAGAGUGAUAUAGUGCAGGACUUUCUCACUGAUUCCGAUGACCAACAGGGUAACCCGUCUCCGGUUGAUUUGAAAAUCCUGCUACCAGACAGAGAUGUGGUCACAGUGAGCGUGAGAAAGAGCGCAAACGCCGAUCAAGUGUAUGCCGCAGUUGUAGACAAGAUACAGAUGUCACCCAAGUCUGCUUCAUACUUCUACCUUUUCGAAAUUGUCGAAUACAACUUUGAACGCAAACUGACCGCGGAUGAGACGCCACACCAGCUCUACAUACAGAACUAUUCGACGGCGUCGGCAACGUGUCUGUGUGUACGACGCUGGCUGUUCACCUUGUCCAUAGAGCGUGGCCUGAGUGCGACAGACGACCUGGUCGCAUUGUACCUGUUUUGGCUAGCAGUGGAUGCGGUGGAUAGGGACAUCAGCUCCAACCAACAGCUGUAUCAGCUCAAAGCUAUGCAAGAUGAGAGUCGAAAACAUGAGUAUUUGAAGCUGGCUCGUGAGCUAACGGGUUAUGGCGAGGUGGUAUUUCCUCAUUGCAGCUGUGAUUCCUAUAAAGACGGUCAUGUGAUAGCCAGUCUGAGCAGUGCCGGAUUGAGAUUGCUUGCUUGUCGAGUUGACGGUAUUCCUGAGACACGAGUGGUUGAAUUUGCAUGGACAACCAUAAUGGAAUGGGAGACGAAUGAGGAGGCGAUGGCGUUCUGCUUCCAGUACCAGAGACCUAACAAAAGUCCAAGAUGGGUCAAGAUAUUCACACCAUAUUUCGUCUACAUGUACGAAUGCUUUGAGCGAAUAGCUGAAGAACGGAAAUGCUGUGAAGCUCACGAAUAGAAAAUGCUGACAAAAAAUCCAGAAAAAAAAUGGCUGACCAAUCAGGAAAUUAUCUCUGGAACAUCACCUGACAUGGAACAACCAGAUUAGUGAGGAGGACAUU
Nilaparvata lugens (brown planthopper) is the source of this 1659-nucleotide messenger RNA. RefSeq names its product sorting nexin-27. Gene Ontology annotation, biological process: intracellular protein transport; signal transduction. NCBI's taxonomy places the organism in Eukaryota, Metazoa, Arthropoda, Insecta, Hemiptera, Delphacidae. Gene Ontology annotation, molecular function: protein binding; phosphatidylinositol-3-phosphate binding. The record is from RefSeq and is a predicted model, not a curated record. Gene Ontology annotation, cellular component: early endosome.